GGCAAAGCAAAGCACAACUCCCCCUCAAAAAAAAAAGGAAGCAAACCAACCCCCGCGCCGCGAACUCUCCGGUGGCUUCUCCCGGACUCCCAACGCGAGCCGCCACCCUUCCUCCCCGCGGCAAAGCCUCGCCGUGAUGGCCAUGCUUCUCCGCCGACGCCUCCCCACUCUGGUCCGGCUCCUCCGUCCACUCCAGACCGAGGCGGCGGCCUCCUCCUCACCCCCGCUGCAUCCUCUCCAAAAGCCUGUAGCCGCAUCCGCCUCGCCUUCCGUCGCACCAGGGCCACGCCUACGGUUCCCCAAUGUAGCGCCGCACGUGUCGGCCUCCUCGGCUGCCGCCUUUCUCGCUGCGGGAGCGGCCGCCGCGCUCGCGUCGCUGCCGGUGGUGGUGGCCUACGCCGAUGCCAAUAAUGAGAAGGGCGUGGUCGACACGGCGGAGUGGGUGCCGGUGAGCGCUGAUGCGGCAGUGGGGGAGGAUUUGGCCCGCAAGGAGAAGAAGAGGAUAAUGGAGCUUAUUGAGAGCCGAGGGAUGCCGCUCGGAUCGUACCCGCAGUUUGAUGUUGCAAUGAAGGGCCAGAAGGUGGUUGUUAAAUUCAAUGUACCUUCAACCUGUAAUAUAUCAUGCCUCAUUGUCGAUCUUGUCAAGCAUCUUGGGCUUGAGGCAGAACAAUUUGGUGGCGGCUCAGAGAUGCUAUUGCGUGCUUGGGACAGUGCAGCUGCACGUCAAAUAACGUUGAAUCCUCCCAAAAUGACGGGCAUUGGAGAUAACAAUGAAGAUCAUCUUUGUGUUUUGAUAUUUGAGCCACUUGUUGGAUCUGAAUAUUCCGAAAUUGAAUUCAUCAAGCCUAGCAGUUUUAGUUUGAAAGAACUUGAAGCUUUGAUCAGUGCUUUAAAAUUAGCUGGGCAAAAAGAUAUUAAGGCAUCAUCAGGGAAAGCAUCAAGCAAAGGAAAGGAUCAGAGAUCUAAGCAUCUACCAUCUAUAGACAAAACUGUAUCUGAUUUAGAGGCUAUGGGGGUUAAGGUUUAUGGGUUUGAUGAAGCCUCUAGUGUUCCAAUGGAUGGCACUUUAAUGUGGGAAAACAUUGCUGGAUAUGAACCUCAAAAAAGGGAGAUAGAGGAUACUGUACUCUUGGCUUUACAGAAUCCUGAGGUGUACGAUGACAUUGCUCGUGGUACACGUUGCAAAUUUGAGACAAAUCGACCUCGAGCUGUACUGUUUGAAGGUCCACCUGGGACUGGUAAGACAUCUUCUGCUCGAGUUAUUGCCAAGCAAGCAGGAGUUCCACUGCUAUAUGUGCCAUUAGAAAUCAUAAUGUCAAAAUAUUAUGGUGAAAGUGAGCGCCUGUUGGGAUCUGUUUUUUCUCUUGCCAACAAACUUCCUGAGGGAGGCAUUAUUUUCCUAGAUGAGGUAGACUCUUUUGCUAUUGCCCGAGAUAGUGAAAUGCACGAAGCUACACGAAGGAUAUUGUCAGUAAUUCUGCGACAGAUUGAUGGGUUUGAGCAGGAUAGGCGGGUGGUGGUUAUUGCUGCAACUAAUAGAAAGGAAGACCUUGAUCCAGCUCUCAUCAGCCGUUUUGAUUCGAUAAUUUGUUUCGGCUUACCGGAUCAGCAAAGUCGUGCAGAAAUAGCUGCUCAAUAUGCAAAGCACUUGAGCAAACCCGAGUUGGCUCGAUUUUCCAUUGUCACUGAAGAGAUGGCAGGAAGAGAUAUCAGGGAUAUUUGCAUGCAAGCAGAAAGACGUUGGGCAUCGAAGUUGAUCAGGGGACAAAUUCCAAAAGAUGGGAAAGGGGAACCCGCUCUUCCUCCAAUUGAUGAGUAUGUUGCAUGCGCCGAACAGCGAAGAAAGUCUUUGCCUGAUAGAACAAGACCGACGUCCAAAUCCAGUGUUCUGAAAUUAGCAUGAAAAAACUACAUGUCUACGUUACUAUAUCAAACUGUAAUUGAAUGCGGAUGUGUAUAUGUAAAGUAGUGGCAAUAUACUUGGAAAACUGCAGUUAUCCAAAUUUUGUAGAUCAGAAAACGUGGAGCAGUGGAGUAGGAUAAUCUAAUCGAUAAAGGCGAUCUGCAUGUUUUUUAUAAAGCAAUGAUCCACCGAGUUGUGUCAACUGCAAAUUUUGCUUCAAAAUUGUGGCUUGAAGCUGUUCUGACAA
Brachypodium distachyon (stiff brome) is the source of this 2150-nucleotide messenger RNA. Its product is annotated as katanin p60 ATPase-containing subunit A-like 1. Gene Ontology annotation, biological process: proteasome-mediated ubiquitin-dependent protein catabolic process. The transcript has 13 exons. Gene Ontology annotation, cellular component: proteasome regulatory particle, base subcomplex. NCBI's taxonomy places the organism in Eukaryota, Viridiplantae, Streptophyta, Magnoliopsida, Poales, Poaceae. The record is from RefSeq and is a predicted model, not a curated record. Gene Ontology annotation, molecular function: proteasome-activating activity; ATP hydrolysis activity; ATP binding. Bases 137 to 1903 code for a protein of 588 amino acids.